Molecule: messenger RNA, 372 nt
Organism: Durusdinium trenchii
Lineage: Eukaryota; Dinophyceae; Suessiales; Symbiodiniaceae
Source: the annotation of a GenBank genome assembly
AUGUACAGUUGGCGCACCUGCUGCCAAGCGGAUUUUUCCUUUCAGAGCUCACUCUUCAGUUGCGCGCGUUGCCCUACACUACGGUGUGGAUGGGUUGUGGGAGCUUGGCUUACAAUGGGCCUGUUGAAUGAAGCCUUCACCUUCAUUGAGUCCACCGACUGGAAGGACCACAACGCCCAGGUUCGCUUGCCAAGAUCAGUUGCUGCAGCUACUGAGUUGACACUAGUUGCUGCGCUGGCCCCAUUGAUCCCAAGUGACAUUUCCAUAGGGAUCGGUGAUCGCAUCUAUGCCACUGAUGCUUCUGGGACGAGGGGCGCCGUUUGCUCUACCGCAGUGUCUUCAGACAUUGCUCAGAUCCUUUUCAAGACUUGA